This is a messenger RNA of Ipomoea triloba (trilobed morning glory), 892 nucleotides long. RefSeq lists its product as uncharacterized. The coding region runs from base 185 to 682 and encodes 165 amino acids. The record is from RefSeq and is a predicted model, not a curated record. The transcript has a single exon. NCBI's taxonomy places the organism in Eukaryota, Viridiplantae, Streptophyta, Magnoliopsida, Solanales, Convolvulaceae.
AGGAGCAGCCCAAGGUAUUACAUACACAUAUCUGUAUAUAUAUGUUGGAGAGAGAAUGUGUGAGAGUCAGUGAUUGUAGAGAGAGAAAGAGUCCAUACGCUGUACCAAACAUCAUCGUACGCCCGAAAAUUCAUCAUCGGACAUCAAAUCUCGACGCGGCGGCGGCAACCACCGGCGAUUCGUAAUGGCGGCUUCGAAGAGCUAUUUCGCGAGGGGGAACUACCGGUUCCUGGCGAGUGAUCGCGACGCGCCUGCGGCGGCGGCGACCGGCGACUCGGUGUUCGAGCUCGACGAGUCGGACGUGUGGAGCACGGAGCGGUCCGCCUCGCCGGAGUGCCGGAAGGCGGUGGCGAGCGGCCGCGUCUCGCGGAAACAGUCCGGCGGCGGCGGCGGGAAGAGCGAGCGCGUGCCGGCGUCCCUGCCGGUGAACGUCCCCGACUGGUCGAAGAUUCUGAAGGACGAGUACAGGGAGAAUCGCCGGCGCGACGGUUACGACGACGACGACUUUGACGAGAAAUACGGCGAUGAUAGGGUUCCGCCGCACGAGUUUCUCGCGCGGCAGUUGGCGACGGCGAGAAUCGCCUCCUUCUCGGUGCACGAAGGCGUCGGACGCACCCUCAAGGGGAGAGAUCUGAGUAAGGUUCGCAACGCAAUCUGGGAGAAAACCGGCUUCCAGGAUUAACCAUAACUCCUUAAUUUUUUACAGUUUCACUCCAAAUUUUACCGUGGCUAUAUUUCCGGAUUUUUACUUUCUUUUUUGUUUUCCUUUUUUUUUUUUUUUUAAAUUUAUGUUCAUCUCGGAAGUGAAUUUCUUAGUAGGAAGCGGAUUACAUGAACGUAAUCUGCACGUUUUGGAGAGAAAUUAAAGAAAUUAUAUAUAUUUCUUACGUCA